AUGGAAAGCGGUUUCACCACUGAAGGGGGUUUUGAAGAGGCAGAAGAAAGAGCAGGAGAGCAACACAGGUUGGAAACAAAGCUUGCUAGUUUCAUGGCUUCCAGAAAUCAACUCGACCCGCAACAACAGCAACCACAACAACAAGAACAUCAUCAUCAUAAUCAUCAUCAAAUACCAAACCACCACCAUCAGCAGCAGCAGCAACAACAACAGCAUCAUCAUGAAAUUCAAUAUGGAAUGAUGCAGUCAUCAUCCUCCAACAUCCCAUCUGCGAAUUUCAUAGGAAGCAACAAAGAUACUGGAGCAUAUGAUCUGGGCGAGUUAGAUCAAGCUCUUUUCCUCUACCUCGAUGGCCAACAAGAUCAUCAUCAUCAUCACGCUUCCCAUCACAUUCAAGACCAACGACAUCAAACUAGCUCAGGAAUGAGGCCUCCAACUUUGAACAUUUUCCCAUCUCAGCCUAUGCACGUAGAGCCAUCAUCAACCAAAGGUGUUAGUAAUGCUGGAAUAGUUUCUUCUGCAACUAGUGAUUCAAAGAGACCAUCAGAGCCGUCCAUGGAGUUGGCCAACCCACGCAAAAUUGAUGCUGCUGCUCCAUCUGGACCUCCUGAACCUGCCAAGACUAUCAAGCGUGAGGGUAACCGCAAGGGACCAACUACAUCAAGUUCAGAGCAAGAAGGACCAAAAACACCAGACCCUAAGACACUGAGAAGGCUUGCUCAGAAUAGAGAGGCAGCCAGGAAAAGCAGGCUCAGAAAAAAGGCAUAUGUUCAGCAGUUGGAGUCGAGUAGGAUUAAGCUCACACAGCUGGAACAAGAGCUGCAAAGAGCUAGAACCCAGGGCAUGUUCUUUGGAGGUGGUCUUGUAGGAGCAGAACAGGGAGUUCCGGUUGGUAUAAACAACACUAGCUCAGAUGCUGCUAUUUUUGACAUGGAGUAUACUCGCUGGCUCGAGGAGCACCACCGCCUAAUGUGUGAGCUCCGAGCAGCUGUGCAAGAGCAUUUGCCCGAGAAUGAGCUAAGGCUGUUUGUGGACAACUGUUUGGCACACUAUGAUGAGGUGAUGAACCUCAAGAGCAUGGUGGCCAAAACCGAUGUGUUUCACAUUGUUUCAGGCAUGUGGAAGACUCCAGCUGAGAGAUGCUUCAUGUGGAUGGGUGGAUUCCGGCCCUCUGAGGUCAUUAAGAUUAUUGUGACCCAAAUCGAGCCACUGACGGAGCAGCAACUGAUGGCUAUUUGUUCGUUACAACAAUCCACAAGUGAAGCUGAGGACGCUCUCACACACGGGCUUGAAGCUCUGAACCAGUCACUGUCGGACACCAUAGCCUCCGACUCGCUGAGCAUGCCUCCUAACAUGGCUAACUACAUGGGUCAGAUGGCUUUAGCCAUGAACAAGCUCUCUACCCUCGAAGGGUUCGUCAGACAGGCUGAUAAUCUAAGGCUGCAGACGAUUCACCGGCUGCAGACACUGCUGACUACCCGCCAAUCGGCACGGUGUUUGCUGGCAAUAGCUGAGUACUUCCAUCGUCUCCGAGCUCUCAGCUCUCUCUGGAUGAGCCGUCCUAGACAAGAUCACCAAGGCUAAGCAUCCAACGUAUGCAGCUAGAGCUGAGCUAAGCAAUAUUCGUGAUCGACAUCGCAAACUAGCUGCCGUUAAUUAAUGUAAUAUUAGCGAGCUAGUAAUUUAGAACCAAGAAAUAUGCCAUCGUAAUUUUAUACAUGUACUUGUCUUUGUCUUAAUGUUUCUAGAGAUCAGAUGUAUAGCUAGCUAGCUAGACAAUUAAACUGUAUAUUUAAAUUUCAAUAUCACACCUUUAGAAUAAAUUUGCCCUGUGUCGGUUCUCAAUCUCGUUGGGUAGAGCUAGAGAUCGAUACGAUCAACAUCGCCGACUAUUCUGACAAAGAAAAGACCAAGCUGAUGAUGAAGAAGAA
Argentina anserina (silverweed cinquefoil) is the source of this 1931-nucleotide messenger RNA. Its product is annotated as bZIP transcription factor TGA10. The record is from RefSeq and is a predicted model, not a curated record. Gene Ontology annotation, molecular function: sequence-specific DNA binding; DNA-binding transcription factor activity. Bases 1 to 1584 code for a protein of 527 amino acids. Gene Ontology annotation, biological process: regulation of DNA-templated transcription; DNA-templated transcription. The transcript is spliced from 12 exons. NCBI's taxonomy places the organism in Eukaryota, Viridiplantae, Streptophyta, Magnoliopsida, Rosales, Rosaceae.